Sclerotinia sclerotiorum 1980 UF-70 is the source of this 1263-nucleotide messenger RNA. RefSeq lists its product as hypothetical. The transcript has a single exon. NCBI's taxonomy places the organism in Eukaryota, Fungi, Ascomycota, Leotiomycetes, Helotiales, Sclerotiniaceae. Gene Ontology annotation, biological process: mRNA splicing, via spliceosome. Gene Ontology annotation, cellular component: spliceosomal complex. The coding region runs from base 1 to 1263 and encodes 420 amino acids. Gene Ontology annotation, molecular function: pre-mRNA 3'-splice site binding. The record is from RefSeq and is a predicted model, not a curated record.
AUGCCUCCCCCAGGUACGCAGCCUAGAAAGCCAGAGCAAUCUGCAGCAAAUAAGGAUCAGAAUGAGUAUAUUCCGGCUUUCAUUGCAAAGAAGCCAUUUUAUAUCGGUGACGACGAUAAUACCGAUUAUCUCGAGCAUCAACGUCUUCAAAAAGCCCAAUUAGACCAGUCAAAAUGGUAUGAUCGUGGGAAGAAAUUGGGUCCGGCAGCCACCAAAUUUAGAAAAGGCGCAUGUGAAAAUUGUGGGGCAAUGACACACAAGGCUAAGGACUGUUUGAACAGACCUAGAGCGAAAGGCGCCAAAUGGACCGGGAAAGAUAUACAGGCAGAUGAAGUUAUACAGGACGUUGAUCUGGGAUGGGAUGCGAAGCGGGACCGAUGGAAUGGAUAUGAUGCGAAAGAGUACAAGGCUGUCACAGAUGAGUAUGCGCAGCUGGAAGAGUUGAAGAAACAAGUACAGAAGGGUAGUGGCAAGGAUGGAGAAGAGGCUGGUGAGGAUGGCGAGGAUGACGGCGCAAAAUACGCAGAGGAAUCAGAUAUGGGCAGACAUCAAAGUACAUCAACGAGACAGCUGAGAAUCCGCGAGGACACAGCAAAGUAUCUUUUGAAUCUGGACCUGGAUUCGGCCAAGUACGAUCCGAAGUCCAGAUCUAUGGUUGACAGUGGAGCGACUGCUGAUACGGCUGCUGCGCUAGUCGCGGAAGAAGGAUUCUUGAAAGCUUCUGGAGAUGCCGCCGAAUUUGAGAAAGCGCAGAAGUACGCCUGGGAGUCGCAAGAAAGGGCAGGCGAUACAAAACAACAUUUACAAGCAAACCCUACUUCUGGUGAGUACUAUAGAAGAAAGGAGAAGGAAGAGGCAGAAGCCAAAAGACAGGCGCGUAAGAAAAUGCUUCUGGAGAAAUAUGGUGGAGACAGUAACCCUACAGCUGCAAAACUCAGGGAUGCAGCCGUCAUCGAGUCCGAAAAGUACGUGGAAUACGAUGAAUUGGGUGGCAUCAAAGGAGCACCGAAAGCCUCCGCAAAGUCGAAAUAUCCCGAGGAUAUUUUCCCCAACAACCAUACCUCUGUAUGGGGAAGCUGGUGGUCUAAUUUUAAGUGGGGCUACUCUUGUUGUCAUUCUUUAGUCAAAAAUAGUUAUUGUGUUGGGGAAGCAGGAAAAGGAGCCAAGCGCACGGCGGAAGAGAUGCUCUCGGGCGUUUCUGAGGAUACGGAUGGAUGGAAGAAGAUAUGUAUAGUUCAGGAGAAAGAGCCGGGAAUAGUCUAA